CUGGAGGCGGCACACUGUUUUAGACUGGGCCUGGGUUCCCAUGAAUGAGUGAGUUAACCUCCAUGUGAGGAACACACGAAGCCAAGGGCUCAUCUCUCGCGAGGAACGACGCCGUUAUCGGAAUCUCUACAAACAACACGAGAAUUCAUCAUUCACACGUCGUGAACAAUGUCUGAACAAGACUUGGAUGAAAUUGUACAAAUUACAGUGGAGGACUUUAACCAGGAUGACCAAACAGACAUGCUGGACAAUCAUGAAGAUGAUGAAGAAAGGCCUCAGAAGAAAAAGAGGAAAUUAAGCAGCAGUCAGGAGAAUAACAGCAUUAACCAAGACAUAUCUUUUAUUAAGAACCUGUUGGUCUCAUUCACCACAUCAAUCAGCCAGCGACUGGAAGGAAUUGAAUCAAAGUUACAGGCACUGGACUCAACGUGUAAAGCCCUAGGACGCAAACUAGACAGCAUGGUGCCCUGUGCAAAGAGUCCUAUCCAGGUUCCUAUGGUUGCUGGGUCUCCUCAGGGGGCCACUCAAACUUGGAACAAAGUGCGAUGUGUUGUUCCACAAACAAAUGUGAUAGUGAGCAGUGAAAACCCGAAGGGCCCUAGCCAAGAAGACAACCCCCUGGAGAACCUGCUCAGCAACACGGUGAACAGGAGGCGUCAGAACACAAUCCUGGUAAAGGUGCCGGGCCCUGAGGAGAGUCAGGAAGAGCAAGAUAGCGGCUCAGAGGCCAGUGACUCUGUUUCUAAUGGUGGCCAGUCCAGCAAUGCGCAAAAUGGCCAAAAUGUCACGCUCAUCACACUCAAUGCAGAAGAUGAUUACCCUGCAGGCACCUGGUUGGGAGAUGAGAACAACCCAGAGAUGCGGGUUCGUUGCCCAGUGUCUCCAGCUGACAUGCUCCAUAUCUCCACAAACUGCCGCACAGCAGAGAAAAUGGCACUGACACUGUUGGACUACCUGUUCCAUCGGGAGAUCCAGGCCAUGUCAAACCUCUCUGGCCAGGGCAAACACGGCAAGAAGCAGCUGGACCCGCUCAUGAUUUAUGGCAUUCGUUGCCACUUGUUUCACAAAUUUGGCAUCACUGAGUCAGACUGGUACCGCAUCAAGCAAAGUAUCGACUCAAAGUGUCGCACCGCCUGGAGACGCAAGCAGCGUGGCCAGAGUCUGGCUGUCAAAAGCUUCUCCAAACGCACGCCUCGCUGUACAUCCGGAGAGGGAGGCCUCGCAGAAGAAACGGCACACAUUGAGACUGCCACCCAGCAGACCUUGCACUACACACUGGCCAAUCAACAGGUCCAGUUCCACCGUAUUGGCGAGGAUGGACAAGUUCAGGUGAUUCCACAGGGUCAGUUGCACAUUGCCCAGGUGCCACAAGGAGAGGAGGUGCAGAUCACACAGGACAGUGAGGGAAAUCUCCAGAUCCACCAGGUACAUGUUGGUCAGGAUGGACAGGUGCUGCGUGGGGCUCAGCUCAUAGCGGUGGCGUCAGCUGAUGGCGGGGCCACAGCAGUAGAGGGUUCCCCACUCCCUCCUGACAUCCAAGUGCAGUACGUCCAACUAGCCCCCGUCGCAGAUCACACAGCAGCCGUACAGGCAGCUUCACAAGCUGUCAGUAUGGCCCUCACCUCUGUAGAAAGUGGGAAGCUGAGGAGCCACUGA
Molecule: messenger RNA, 1656 nt
Organism: Micropterus dolomieu (smallmouth bass)
Lineage: Eukaryota; Metazoa; Chordata; Actinopteri; Centrarchiformes; Centrarchidae
Product: BTG3 associated nuclear protein
Exons: 13
Coding region: 169-1656 (495 amino acids)
Biological process (GO): protein localization to nucleus; negative regulation of protein catabolic process
Molecular function (GO): DNA binding
Source: RefSeq, a predicted model, not a curated record